Messenger RNA from Oncorhynchus mykiss (rainbow trout), 1323 nucleotides. RefSeq names its product recoverin. The record is from RefSeq and is a predicted model, not a curated record. Lineage: Eukaryota; Metazoa; Chordata; Actinopteri; Salmoniformes; Salmonidae. Gene Ontology annotation, molecular function: calcium ion binding.
AUAGCAGAGAACAAGAGGGCCGGUGUUUGUUCCUGGUCAGAGCAGAGGUGCACCAGAUUAGGAUUGAGUGGGUCCUCUCACAUGAGAGCGCAGAAGAAAAAAAAAGAGACUGUGGAAGAGAAAGAAAAUAAUAAAAGAACCAAGGAGGGAUCGAGCAAAAUAGAGCAACGGACAGAGAGGGAAGAAAUAGAGAGAAAAUUAGAGGACAGCGAUCCCGAAACACAGGAGAGAUGGGCAACAGCAAAAGUGUCUCCCUGUCCAAGGAUCUCCUGGAGGAGCUGAAACUGAACACCAAGUACAGUGAGAAGCAACUAUGUACCGGGUACCAGACCUUCCUGAGAGAGUGUCCCAGUGGGCGAAUCAGCAAGCAGCAGUUUGAGGCCAUCUACGUCAAAUUCUUCCCCGACGCAGACCCCAAGGCUUAUGCACGCCACGUCUUCAGGAGCUUCGAUUCCAACAGUGAUGGGAUGCUGGACUUUAAGGAGUACAUCAUGGCCCUGCACUUGACCUCCUCUGGGAGGACCAUACAGAAACUGGAGUGGGCGUUCAACCUGUACGAUGUCGACCACAAUGGAAGCAUAACCAAGAAGGAGAUCCAGGAGAUCGUCGAGUCGAUAUUCAACAUGAUCUCCAAAGAGGACCAGAAGAAUCUUCCUGAUGAUGAGAACACACCAGAGAAGAGAGCUGAUAAAAUCUGGGACUCCUUCGGCAAGAAAGAAAAUGAUAAACUAACAGAGGAGGAGUUUAUCCAGGGAGUGAUGGACAACAAGAACAUCCUCAGACUGGUGCAGUUUGGCCAGCCACAGAAGGUACAGGAGAGACUAAAGGAGACGAAACAUUAGCAGCUGACAUCGCCAUCUUUUUUGUUGUUGUUUUUUUUUCACUUCAACUUUACACAUCCAGGUUAGUUUCACUGGGACAAAAUAUUCACAUCAAGAAAGACCUGAAGCUUGCAAUGUUUGUUGUUAAGUUUGUAACAUAGUACUUGUUCAAGUGUGCCGUUGGAACAGCACGUUUAUAUGGUAUCUUUUGUGUCAUUGCCGUAUAUACAUUUUCAUGAUUUAGUAAUCAAUAGCAGAGAUUUGUUUCAAGCACAACAUUCCCUUUAAUGUAUAUAUUCCUUUAAGGAUACAUUUUAGAUAUGACAAAUACAUGAUAAUACCCACAUCCUGCACAUUACUGUAAGACUUAUCCUUCACACUGUACUUUGUCAAAGACCAAUAUUAGUAUGUUCAAUACCAACACUUACCUGUCAAUGCUCUACAGUUUUGAGUGUAUUCAAUUGUGUUUAUAUAUCUGUCGUUAGUACCUUUAUUUGAUAAA